AUCCCCAAGUGAAGUGACGAGACUAUAAGUGUCCGACUCUCAAUUCGCGCCAAUUUUCAGGUCUAGAGUCUCUCUCUUAAAAACCCUAGCUCUCGAUCUUUCGGCCUAUUCCGAAUCCACCACCACCUUGACCUAGGGUUGUAGAUUGACUUGGAAAAUCGAUCACCUUCCUGCAGACGAGCCACAUUCUUCAUCGAUGGCGGAGCCUCGGGCUAAGAGAGCCAAGAUCACCAGAGGAGAAGAUGAUUAUUUGCCGGGGAAUAUAACUGAAAUGGAGCUUCAUAACUUUAUGACCUUCAGUCACUUGACAUGCAAACCUGGAUCUCGCUUAAACCUGGUAAUUGGGCCAAAUGGAUCGGGUAAGAGCUCUCUUGUUUGUGCCAUUGCUCUUGCUCUUGGUGGUGAGCCUCAGCUGCUUGGGAGGGCAACAAAUGUUGGAGCAUAUGUAAAGCGUGGGGAGGAGUCUGGAUAUAUCAAAAUUUCCUUGCGUGGGGUCUCUGAAAAUGAGCAGAUUGCCAUCAUGCGUAAAAUUGAUACGCGUAACAAAUCAGAGUGGUUUUUCAAUGGUGAGAGCAAAGUGGUACCUAAGAAAGAUGUUAUCGAAGUCAUUCAGAAGUUCAACAUUCAAGUCAAUAACUUGACUCAAUUUUUGCCACAGGACAAGGUUUGUGAGUUUGCAAAGCUAACUCCUGUUCAACUUCUAGAAGAGACUGAAAAGGCUGUUGGUGAUCAUCAACUUGCAGUCCAGCAUCGUGCCCUUGUUGGAAAAAGCCACGAAUUGAAAAAUCUGGAACUAGCUGUCCAGAGAGUUGGAGAAACUUUGAAUCAACUGAAGGGCCUUAAUGCUGACCUAGAAAAAGAUGUUCAGCGUGUCCGUCAAAGAGAAGAUCUUUUAGCAAAGGUUGAAUUAAUGAAGAAGAAACUGCCAUGGCUGAAGUAUGAUAUGAAGAAGGCGCAAUACAUGCAAGUGAAAGAAAAAGAGAAUGAUGGAAAAAAGAAGUUGGAUGAAGCUGCAAAAGCUUUAUGUGAUUUUCAAGAACCUAUUGAAAAACAAAAGCAGGAGAAAGCAGAUCUUGAUACCAAAUGUAAAAAAGUUAGUAGUUUAAUGAUUGUCAAUGCCAAGAAGCGAAUAGAACUUCUUGACGAGGAAAAUCGUUUGGAUGUGGUAGCACAAGGAAAAUAUAAUGAGAUGGAAGACUCAAAGAGGCAAGAAGAAUCCCGUCAAGGAGAAAUUCUAAAAGCUAAGGAGGAGAUUGCUGCUGCAGAACUAGAACUUCAAAACCUACCUGUUUAUCAGAAUCCUAAGGAUGAACUUGACAUAUUAAGUUCCCAAAUUUCGGAGUUUGGAGUUUCUGCGAAUGAAAAGAUUGUUCAGAAGCAGGAGGAGGAAAGACAUUUAAAUCAAAAGAAAACUAUGCUGAGGCAGUGCGUGGACAGGCUGAAGGAUAUGGAGAGUAAAAGCACAAAACUUUUACACGCUUUACAGAAUUCUGGAGUUGAGAGGAUAUUUGAAGCUUAUUACUGGUUGCAACAACAUCGUAACCAGUUGAGUAAGGAGGUCUAUGGUCCUGUGUUGCUUGAGGUUAAUGUCUCAGAUCGGGGUCAUGCUGAUUACUUAGAAGGUCAUGUCCCUUUUUAUAUUUGGAAGUCUUUCAUAACUGAAGAUCCACGUGACAGGGACAUUCUAGUCCAAAACCUAAAGCAAUUUGAUGUUCCUAUUUUAAAUUAUGUGAGGACUGAACAUCGUCAAAAACGGCCCUUCGAUGUUUCUGAGGAGAUGCGUGCACUUGGUAUCUCUUCCCGGCUUGACCAAGUUUUUGAUGCUCCUGAUGCUGUCAAGGAGGUUUUGAUCUCGCAGUUUGGCCUGGAAAAUUCGUAUAUUGGGUCAAAGGAAACUGAUCAAAAUGCCGAUGAGGUUAUGAAGUUGGGAAUUUUAGACUUUUGGACUCCAGAAAGUCAUUAUCGUUGGUCUCGCUCUAGAUAUGGUAAUCAUGUUUCGGCAAGUGUAGACUCAGUGGUUCGCUCACGUCUUCUUCUGUGCAAUAUGGAUGUUGGUGAAAUUGAAAAGCUAAGGUCCAAGAAAAACGAGCUGGAAGAAGCUGUUGUCUCUAUAGAGAAAAGUAUUAAAUCGAUUCUGAUUGAGCAAAGACAUUUAGAGGAUGAGGCAUCUAAACUUUAUAAGAAACGGGAGGAGAUCUUCGAGAUGGCGCAACGUGAGAAGAAAAAACGAAUUGAUAUAAAAAACCGCAUCGAUCAUAAAAAAAGACUAGUACAAUCAAUGGAGAAUGAGGGGGACCUUGAUGCUAUUUUGGUGAAGCUUAUUGAUGAAGCUGCCGACUGUAACAUUAAGCGGUAUAAUUGUGCAAUUGCAAUUAAGGACUCACUUGUUGAAGCUGUGUCACUCAAGUGGAGGUUUUCUGAAGAACACAUGACUUCCAUUGAGUUUGAUGCAAAGAUUCGAGAACUGGAGGUGAAUCUCAAGCACCAUGAAAAGUUUGCCAGGCAAGCAUCACUGCAUUAUGAGAAUUGCAAGAAGGAUGUAGAGCAUUGUCGAGAACAACUGGCAGCCGCCAAGAGAGAUGCGGAGUCAAUAGCUAUCAUUACUAAAGACCUUGAAAGGACAUUUCGUGAGAUGCCUACUACAAUUGAGGAAUUGGAGGCGGCUAUUCAAGACAAUCUUUCUCAAGCCAAUACCAUUCUCUUGCUUAACCAGAAUGUAUUGCAAGAAUAUGAACACCGUCAGAAGAUGAUUACUGACCAUGCAACAAAACUGGAAGCAGAUAAAAGGGAGCUAAAAAGGUGUUCAGUGGAAAUAGAUUCCUUGAAGGAAAAGUGGCUUCCAGCGUUGAGGAAUCUGGUGGGUCAGAUAAAUGAGACUUUUAGUCAUAACUUUCAAGAAAUGGCUGUUGCAGGAGAAGUGUUAUUGGAUGAGCAUGGUAUGGACUUCGAUCAAUUUGGAAUACUUAUAAAAGUAAAGUUCAGACAAACAGGCCAGCUUCAAGUUCUAAGUGCCCACCAUCAGUCUGGAGGGGAGCGCUCUGUUUCGACGAUUCUUUAUCUGGUUUCUCUUCAAGACCUAACAAACAGCCCAUUUAGGGUGGUUGAUGAAAUUAAUCAGGGAAUGGAUCCUAUAAAUGAAAGAAAGAUGUUUCAGCAAUUAGUGAGAGCAGCAAGUCAACCAAAUACGCCACAGUGUUUCUUGCUCACUCCAAAAUUGCUACCAGACCUAGAAUACAGUGCAGCGUGCAGCGUUCUAAACAUCAUGAAUGGACCUUGGAUCGAUCAGCCCUCGAAAGCUUGGAGCUCCGGUGAAUGCUGGCGAACUGUAAUGGGGUUGGGAGAGCGAGCCUGAUUUACCAACGUAUCCAGUAAAAUUUCAUCAUGCAACCCUACAUAAUCUUCUGUUGCAUUUUUUCCAGAACGACAACAAUGCUGCCUGAUACCUUUGAUGCUAAAUUAAAGCAAGUUGAUCUAUGCCAUACCAGCUAGUUUUGUAAAACGUUUUCGACGUCUGUUCGUGGUUGUUUAAUGUAAUUGAUUCUUUUUAAUCCUUUUGUAUAGAAGCUCUCUGCAUGAUCUAUAUAUAUUUAUGGCAAAAAUAUAUAUUUAAUCCCUCAAUUAUACCCUUGA
Messenger RNA from Tripterygium wilfordii, 3630 nucleotides. Its product is annotated as structural maintenance of chromosomes protein 5. The record is from RefSeq and is a predicted model, not a curated record. Gene Ontology annotation, biological process: double-strand break repair via homologous recombination. Gene Ontology annotation, molecular function: ATP binding; ATP hydrolysis activity. Lineage: Eukaryota; Viridiplantae; Streptophyta; Magnoliopsida; Celastrales; Celastraceae. Bases 197 to 3352 code for a protein of 1051 amino acids. Gene Ontology annotation, cellular component: Smc5-Smc6 complex. The transcript has 30 exons.